CAAGUUCUCUAGAGCGAAAGAGAGAUCACAGCUAGCAACCAUUGCAAAUGAAAGAAGAUUGAAGCUCAAGCAACUCCCUCAAGCUCUCUUUAUCGAGCAACUUCCACAAAUCUCUCUCUCUCUCUCUCUCUCUAAAUCCCCCGCCACACCACCUCGCACACAAUGUGUGCAUUGUGUGAGCCGCGAGUCUCUCUCUAACUGCUUUUCAAAACUCACAUCUGUCUUUUGAACCGCCAUUGAUGCGAAAACCAUGCUCCAUCCAUGAUCCAACCGAGAACAACGAUACCCCACGUUAGAGAGAGAAAGUCCUUUGCAGAAAAGCUUCAGCACGCCAAUGGAAAUUCUGGGUCCUGCGCCUCACCUCCAUUAGCCCAUUCCAAUUGGGUUUUUGGGCUUUUCUCUCUCUAGAAAAUGGCCCACCCCAUCAACCUGGUUUGAUCCCAAAAAACCCAUUUUCGAAGAGGCUGUAAUUCUCGAAAAUGGAGGUGAAAAUCAUGGAGGGGGGACCCAAUGACCCAGCAUGUCCUUUAAUGGUGGAUUCUAGCCAGGUAACCCAGAUAUCAGAGGGUGAUGAGAGAGAUGUGGUGCAGAGUUUAGUGGAAAUUAUUGAACGCAUUGGAUCUUAUGGUGAUUAUAGGAGGACCCAAAGAAAGGAAUGCUUCAAUCUAGUGAGGAGGAUGAAGCUUUUGGCUCCUCUGUUGGAGGAGGUUGGGGAAAUGGAGAGGCCAUUACCAGAGGAGGCCAUUGCCUGUUUCUGCAAGCUCAAGAAGGCGUUCAUGUCGGCGAAGAAGCUGUUGAGAACCUGUCAUGAUGGGAGCAAGAUUUAUCUGGCUUUGGAGAGCGAGUCGGUUGCCGGAAGAUUCCAUUCAGUGAAUGAAAAAUUGAACUUUGCUUUGGAUGACAUGCCUUAUGAACUGCUGGGUAUCUCAGAUGAAGUGAAAGAACAAGUUGAGCUAAUGUGCCUGCAACUUAGGAGAUCAAAGAGAAGAACAGAUACUCAAGAUAUCGAGCUUGCCAUGGAUACAAUGGUGGUGUUCUCUAAGAAAGAUGAUAGGAAUGCAGAUAGUGCUAUCCUCGAGAGACUUGCAAAUAAGCUGGAACUUCAUACCGUCCCUGAAUUAAGAGCAGAGUCUAUAGUUGUUAGGAAGCUCAUAAAAGAAAGAUCUGGGCAAAAUUCAGAGACCACUCAACAGAUUAUUGACCUCCUUAACAAAUUCAAGAAAAUUGCAGGCAUUGAGGAAAACCAAGGCUAUGGAAUUGACAAUGUCUUUUUGCCGAAAAGCCUUGAGAAAAGCCCUUCGUUAUUGAUUCCAAAUGAUUUCUUGUGCCCCAUUACCUUGGAGAUCAUGACCGAUCCUGUUAUCAUUGCAACUGGACAGACAUAUGAGAGAUCGAGCAUACAAAAAUGGCUGGAGUCAGGUCAUAGGACCUGCCCAAAAACCCGACUAACUCUCUCACACCUCUCUCUAGCCCCAAACUAUGCCCUCCGUAACCUCAUUUCUCUAUGGUGCGAGAAAUAUAAUGUGGAGCUCCCCAAGAAAGAAAACACCUCCUUGGGCUCUGAAGGCUCCUCUGAGCACAAAGAGGAAAUCUCUGCUGUGGUUCGAGACCUCUCCUCACACCUUGAAGCCCAAAGAGCAGCAGUCAUAAAGAUACGCCUUCUUUCUAAAGAGAACCCCGAUAACCGGGUCCUCAUAGCCAGAGAAGGUGCAAUUCCCCAUCUCAUCGGCCUUCUCUCAUAUCCUGAAUCCAAAAUCCAAGAAAACGCAGUGACCUCUCUCUUAAACCUCUCUCUCGAUGAAGGAAAUAAGAGGCUCAUUGCAAAGGCUGAGGCCAUACCAGCCAUUAUCGAAGUGCUUCGUCGUGGAAGCAUGGAGGCUAGAGAGAAUUCAGCAGCAGCUUUAUUCAGCCUCUCAACGGUUGAUGAGAACAAGGUAACUAUUGGCUCUCUAAAUGGGAUACCCCCAUUAGUGGAUCUCUUAAGGGAAGGGACAAUUAGAGGGAAGAAAGAUGCUGCAACUGCACUUUUCAAUCUCUCUCUAAACCAGGCUAACAAACUAAGGGCAGUAAAGACUGGGGCCAUACCACCAUUACUACAACUACUCCAAGAUAAGAACUUGGGUAUGGUGGAUGAAGCUCUAUCGAUCCUCUCUCUACUCGCUAUGAUACCAGAAGGGCAUGGAGUUAUAGGCCAGCAAUCCUUUAUACAAACUUUAGUGGAAUUGAUCAAGGAAGGGACACCCAAGAACAAGGAGUGUGCAGUGGCCUUGUUACUUGACUUGGGUCUCACCAACUCAUUCCAUAUAUUGGCAGCUCUCCAGUUUGGUGUUUACGAGCACCUCAUUGAGCUCGUUCAAAGUGGGAAUAACAGGGCUCAGAGGAAGGCGAGCUCUCUCUUGCAACACAUGAGCAAAUGUGAGCAGGUCCCAUGAGGCUUGCACCGACACUGUUAACCAUUUGGAUCAAAUUGUAAAGCUCCAUUCACCAUGUAACAACUCACAUUUCGUGUUCUCUCACCGUAUAAAGUCCAGUGCAGUCUAAGGGACUAUGAAAAGCCAUAUUCUGUUGGGGUUGAAAAACCAUACUCCUAUGAGAUCAGAUGAGGUAUGGUGAUAGUGAUUACAAGGGUCCUCUUGUACCUCAGUGUGUUCUGCUGUCACUCUCCCCAUAAGUCUACAUUCCAUUGUAGGAUCAUGACCCCAAUUCACUAUGGUUUCUAAAGUUGAUGGGUUUGUAGUGUUCUACUUCUUAGUAUGGUUCUGACCUUCAUAUUCUCUCUCUUUUUUUUUGUUGUAUGUUUGUUAUGUCAUGUGCAGUUAUAAAUUAAAGUUAUUCACUGUCAUUUCUCUGUGGGAUUCAGUAUGUGGGUUCUGACCUACACAAAUUAUGCAUCGUUGGGUUAAUGUGUGAGUAGUAAACAAGGUAUUUGAUCAAGGGCUGGUAGAUAAGCUUGGUUCCUAAAGUGGGUUGAUUUUACAAUUGGUGAUUUGUGUUGGAUGUAACUAGACAAGGGGCCUGUCAAAUGCAGGUUAAAAUAAAGUUAUUAGUAGCUAAUUUAUUUUUA
This is a messenger RNA of Amborella trichopoda, 3064 nucleotides long. It is a transcript of the gene PUB15, whose product is annotated as Plant U-Box 15. NCBI's taxonomy places the organism in Eukaryota, Viridiplantae, Streptophyta, Magnoliopsida, Amborellales, Amborellaceae. Gene Ontology annotation, biological process: protein ubiquitination; cell surface receptor signaling pathway. The record is from RefSeq and is a predicted model, not a curated record. Gene Ontology annotation, molecular function: protein binding; ubiquitin-protein transferase activity.